Microplitis demolitor is the source of this 1823-nucleotide messenger RNA. Its product is annotated as prostaglandin reductase 1. Gene Ontology annotation, cellular component: cytoplasm. The record is from RefSeq and is a predicted model, not a curated record. NCBI's taxonomy places the organism in Eukaryota, Metazoa, Arthropoda, Insecta, Hymenoptera, Braconidae. Gene Ontology annotation, biological process: prostaglandin metabolic process. Gene Ontology annotation, molecular function: 2-alkenal reductase [NAD(P)H] activity; 15-oxoprostaglandin 13-reductase [NAD(P)+] activity. The transcript is spliced from 4 exons. The coding region runs from base 78 to 1094 and encodes 338 amino acids.
AGCAUUUUACAUGUGUUUACCAAUAUCGAGAGUGCGUAAUAAUUUACUAUUUAAUAUUUGAAUUUUGAAACAUCAAAAUGGUUAUUGCAAAAAAAUAUAUUAUUGUAAAGUACUUUGAAGGAGAACCUAAAGCGAGUGACGUAAAAAUAGUAGAACAUAAAUUACCACCUAUUGAAGACGGAGAAUAUUUAGUAGAAGCAGAAUAUUUGUCAGUUGAUCCUUAUAUGAGAUAUUUUAGCAACAAACUUCCACUUAAUUCAACAAUGAUUGGAGCCCAAGUUGCUAAAAUAAUAGAAUCUAAAAAUAAAGAUUAUCCAGUUGGGAGUCGAGUUGUCGGUCGUAUUGGCUGGAGAACUCAUACUAUUAUUAAUUUAAAAAACUUUUCAGAAAAUAGUGUAUUUAAUUUAAAGCCUUAUAUUUUACCUGAUCUUGGAGAUCUGCCUACGUCUCUUGCUCUAGGUGUUCUAGGGCAUCCCGGGAAUACUGCAUACUUUGGAUUUACUGAAAUUUGUAAGCCAAAAACUGGAGAAACUUUAGUUGUCUCGAGUGCUGCUGGUGCAGUGGGUUCACAUGUCGGUCAAAUUGGUAAAAUUUUGGGUAUGAAAGUGAUAGGAAUUGCUGGCAGUGAUGAAAAAUGUAAAUGGAUUACUAAAGAUUUAGGAUUUGAUUACGCAAUCAAUUAUAAAACACAAAAUGUCAUGGAAGAAUUAAAAAAAGCUGCAUCUGAAGGCAUUGAUUGUUAUUUUGACAAUGUAGGCGGAGAAAUUUCUAGCACAGUUAUGCAUCCAAUGAAUCCUUGUGGCCGAGUUGCUGUCUGCGGUUCAAUAUCAGCUUACAAUGAAGACCCUGAUAGUUUACCUAAAUGCACUGAUUCGUUGACAAGUAUUUUAGAUAACCAGUUACAAGUAGAAGGUUUUAUAACAUUACGUUGGAUUGAUCGGUCACAAGAAGGCUUUGAAAAAAAUUUGAAAUGGGUUCAAGAAGGAAAACUGGUCUAUCGUGAAACAAUUACUGAAGGUUUUGAUAGAAUGUUUGAAGCGUUUGUUGAUAUGUUAAGAGGAAAGAAUUUAGGGAAAGCUAUUGUCAAAGUGUAAAUAGUUGCAGGGUAGAGGUACCAUUUUUUGGUCACACUAGGGCCAGUUUUGGACACCCCUUAUUAAAACAAACGAUUUAAAACGAUUAGAAAGAGAAAUUUCUCAAUCGAGAGUUACUGAGUCCAAACAGCUUUCCCCACUGAACCAAAGAGUCCAUUAUAAGCCUCCGUUAAAAUUGUCAAAAUUAUAAACUAAGAAUAGAAAAAAUAGACAAAUUAAUGAUGAAAAUUACUGUCUAUAUUUCGCGGAGAAUUGUAAUCAUGAAUUAUAUUUAGAGCUUCUGUUACAAUUAAAAAAUGUAAUUGAGCAUUAAGUUCAUCAAUAAAAUAAUUGUUUUAAUUUUUACUGUAAUUAAUACCGUUAUCAUUAUAAUUUUUUGUACUAUAAUUAUUAUUAGUGUAAAAAGAUAAGUAUUUACUUCAGCGCCAUAAGCACCAGGAAAAGAAACAGUCGCAUAUGUAACAAAAUGUUCAUAUGACGUUUAAAAUCAUACAAAAUAAAACAGGCUUAUAACGAGUAGUUGAGAACGAAAUUAAACGUAAAGUAGUGAGAAGACUGAAAUUCUAGGAUAAAUUUCCCCUGCAUACCCUAGACCAGGCUUAUGACAGGUAGUCGACUGUAAUUUUUUAAAUUUCUUUAAAGAUAUUUUUAUCACACUGAUACAAUGAAAUUUUUUUUUAAUACCUUUUCAUUAAUUAAAAAAAAGUAUCAAAUGUCCCAAAAUGGAGC